AUGGCGGAGGGGGACGCAUCUAGUGGUGAUAGUGGUAUAGCAGAAACAACCGUAAAACAAGAGGAUAGUGUUAAUUCUAAUCCAUCUCCACCAGUUGAGAACCCAAGUCAAGGAGCAACAGCAGAAAAGGAUUUGCAAGUUGGAACAGAAGAUCCAACAGAAUCUUUGGAUCAGAACUUAAGUGAAUCUUCUGGAUCCGACGACGGCAACCAAGAAGACGGUCCAAAGACAGAAGUAGUACUGGAUCCUAACGUAAUUAGCGAGAAUCCAGCAAAGACAAUGGACGAUAGUGACAGUGCAGCCACCGAGAAAGCCAAGGGAAGUAUUUCUCCACCUAAAACAAAUGGCAAAACUGUGACUGGGGCUCUGUCGGGCUCUCUGUUGAUCCAACAAACCAACGUUUGCAAGGUCAUCAAGGGAGAAAUCCACAAUGUCCUUAACGUUAUGCGAACUGAUGCUCGUUAUGUCUCUCCUCUAAGGUUUAUGGAAGAGCUUCCUACGGAUGAGCAUCAUCCCCUUUUGACUCAAUUGAGGGAUUUGCAUCGUACACUCAGUGAAUGGGAAUUGAACCAUCACAACGAACAACCAAAGGCAAAACUGUAUUUGCCACCAUUUUGUGCUGCCGUUCAAGGCCGUGACAUUUCUGCUAGUGUUACCGGUGCUGCCUUGCACUCCAUUCACAAAUUCAUGUUGUAUGGCUUUUUGGCGAACGAAGGUGCGGGACCUUACACCAACAUUGCCAAAACAUUGCUGAAUUGUACUUUCGAGGAAUCAGUGGUCGACCCAGAGGAAGAGGAGUUGAAUGGAUCCGCUACUUCACAAAAUCACGAUGAUGAGCAGGUGGUUCUCAAGUUGUUGGAUCUUUCGGCUUUGGUGGUCCGUUGUUCCUCUCUCGAACUGGAACCAGAUAUUAUCGUGGGACUCUUGGAUACCUGUUUGCACGUGUCUCAUCGUGCCAAGCGGGCUUCUUCCUUGCUCAAGAGUGCGGCGGCAGAUGCUCUCAGACACAUUGUUUUAGAAGUCUUCUCCCAACCAGAUCUCAUGAAAGCUCGAGUGGCCAUCCUUAACAAGCUGGCAUCGCUACUCAAUCCACAAAAGAACGCAGAAUCCUACGUCGUGAAUUCUCUCACUUUGGUCAAUAUUGCCUUGGAAACCAUGAAUGGAGACCCCUCGCAAGAGGAAAUCAACAUUUUGCAAAACGAUAUGUGCAAGUUCUUGCUGGCUUGGAGUACAACUCACGAUUUGGUCAUUUUGAGUUUGACCAUGAGAGUCAUUUUCAAUCUCUUUCAAACGAUUCGCAACCAUCUCAAGAUUCCUCUUGAGGUGUUUUUAACUUCCGUUCACCUUCGAAUCUUGGAGCACUCAUCCAACCACGAGGAGCGAGAGGUCGCAUUGGAGUCCCUGUUGGAAUUUUGUCAGGAACCCGCUCUCAUCAAGGAUUUGUAUCUGAACUACGAUUGCGAUGUUAACUGUACCAACUUGUACGCCAGCAUCUGUACCACUUUGGGGAAUUCGGCGGCACCAGGAACUUUCACCGAGAGAAGUGUUGCAGUCGAAUUGGACAAUACCUUGUCGGCAAACAGCAACCCCAAAGGAAGCCUGGCCCAAAAGGCAGCCAUUGCUGCAGCAGAGGUCCCAGUGAAUGCCUUGAAUACCUUGGCAUUGGAAGGUUUGCUCACCAUUGUCGAUUCGAUUGCUCGGCGAUGCAAAAAUACACCUAAGGGUGGAAAGACUGAGAAGCGAUCUUCGCAAAAGCUGAAUCCAGAAUAUACAGAAGAAGUGGAGGAAGCGGGCAUCGAAAAACUAACUGAAGAACAAGUGCAAGAGCGGAAGAAACAAAAAGCUAAUCUCAGUAAGAUUGCUACAACAUUCAAUACUGGAAAGACGAAGGAUUGGAUGAAGACUGGCAGAGAACUCAAGCUUCUGGAUGGAACUCCCGAGAGUGUGGCUCGCUUGUUGUACAAGGCACCUGGUUUGGACAAGAACAAGUUGGGAGCCUACCUCGGAAAGGGUCCCGAGGAUGCCUAUCCCUUUGAACACAAGGUUCGAUUGGCAUUUGUCAAGUACUUUGACUUUACCAAAGAGUCUGCCUUUGCACAGAACUUGAGAUUGUUUUUGCACAAGUUCCGCAUGCCUGGUGAAGCUCAAAUGAUUGAUCGAUUCAUGGAAACCUUCUCCAAGGAGCUGUACUUGCAGCAAACUGGGGUCGGCUCGUGUGUUUUUAAAAAUGCCGAUGCUGUCUUUAUUUUGGCCUUUUCUACAAUCAUGCUGAAUACUGAUUUGCACAACCCACGGUACAAGGGAAAGCGAAUGACUUGUGAUCAAUUCAUUAAGAACAACAAGGGAAUCAACAGCGGAGAAGAUCUUCCCGAAGAUUUGCUCACACAAGUCUACACACAGAUCAAGGAGACCGAGCUGCAAGUCCAACGUGAAAUUGGUGACUUGAUGACCCAUGCUGAUGCCCAAGAUGCCGAGAACUUCCGUUCGGCAUGGUCUGAUCUCUUGUCCCGCAAGGAUGUUGCUGAAGCAGCUUUUACCACACCUGAGGACGCCCGCAAGACCAUGUUCCAAGCUGGAGUUCAUGAGAAGGACAUGUUCAUUGUUAUUGCCAGACCCGCACUCAAGGCAAUAUCAAGCUCCUUCGUCCGUUCGUGGGAUGAUACCUGUGUGCUGCAAGCACUCCAAGGUCUUGAGCAAAUAUCCAGAAUCAGCAUCUACUUUGGGUUGGAUCGAAUCUUGAACGAUGUCAUUUCCUUCUUGCUUCAUCAAGGUCGCGAGUUCAUCACUGGAUGCAUAUCCUUGGAGUAUGCUGGAAUUGAUAGUGGUGCUCCCAUAUCUCCGAAUCCCGAUUCCGAAGACGACGAGACUAUGAGUCUGGUGGACACGGAAUCUCCGAUACCACAUGCCUUGCUUAAGGUCAGAGACUACUCGAUGCUUCCCAAGAAGAUAGACUUGGCCGGUACAGCGGCGUACCGAGGACUCUUGACACUGAACAUGGGUCUGAGAAUUGUCCGAAUGCUCUUUCCUCGCGUCAAGGAUGCUUGGCCCAAGUUGGUUGGUGUUCUGGCCUCUUUGCGGGAUCUCAGAGCACUACCUCCCGGUCUUUCAGAUCUGGAUGACUUUGCUGAUAGCGAUGGCAACGUUCUGCCGUUGUCAGAAUUUGCACAAGAAUCUCAAAGGAAGCUAGACGAGUACUACCGAGGGGUCACCUCUCGCGGGUCGGGCGGGGACCAGCAAGCCCAAAGUUGGUUCAGUCUGGGUAUUUUCGGUGAGGAAGAUGAGAAUGGAAACAAGCCAGAACCAAAAUUGAUGAACCAAAGCCCGAAUGGUGUCAGAUUAGAGAACUCGGCAAAUGCCAAGCUGUUGCGAGAGAUUGGACAGAAGAACGAGAUCGAAAAGCUAAUGGUAUUUGGUCCCAACGUGAAACUACCACUCUUGAAGCAAAGUAUUUCAGGUAUUCUCGAUUCGAUUGGAAAGUAUCCUGUUCCUGGAUCACCAACCUACGAGCAACAUUCCGCCUUUGCUUUGGAGCUUGCAGUGCGGGCUCUCUUUGCUAACCGCGAGCGCGCAGGAGAAAUCUUUCCACUCUUCUUUGCCAAGUUUGCAUCAGUGGCCGAGGAUAUCAAUAUGGAAUCACAAGUGGAGGGUCCAUUCCUUGUGGAGCGAAUUGCGAUCACCAUUCUUCGGUCUGUGAUCCAUUUGUAUUCUGUGGCAGCGCUUCGUCCUAAGUUGAAGGCUUCAUUGUUCUUCAUCCCUGCGUUCCCAACGGAUCAGUUCAUUGGAAAGAUUGCCGAUCGAAUGGCUUGUGGUUUGGCAAUCAUUUUGCGGUCGAUGUAUUUCCUAUUCAAGUCACCAGAGGAAUGGAAAUUCUUUGGAGAUUCGUUCGAUGUAUUGGCACAGUACGCAGAAGGUCGACUAUUGGUCUUUGAUGGUAUGGCAUCGACGAUCGAGUUUGCAGUUCCUGAACUCCCCAAGGGAGAGAACGAAGAUAUUGGCAUUGAAGAGUACGAAGAUCUUAUGGAAGAAAAGAAGACUCUCUCGUUCGCAGCUUGCGCUGCUUUGCAGGGCGUGAUGUUCAAGUUCAUCUACGGCUCUUACAAGAAGGAUACUACGUUUGCACUUCCUGCUAUGGUUUGCAUCGAACGCACCUACAAGCACAUGGUCAAAUUGUUGCUCAUCCGACAGUUCAACAAAGACCCAGAUGCCGACCUAGAAUCUGUUCCAGACAAGGACUUGUGGUAUCGGGUGGCUAUGGCUAUGUACAGUGUUUGUGCUGCAUCUGAUCCCAAGACCUCUGAAGAGGGACUGCAUACCGCUCGUCGUCAUAUGAUCACUUCCAUCUUCAUGGAGGAGAUUCCCGAUGAAAAGUGGAGGACCCUGCUGAACACAAUGAUUGGGAAGCAACCCCCGCUGACCGAUAUGUCAUCCCGUGUUAACACGUUUUCGUUAAUUGGACAGUUGAUGAUUCGAUUGUUCCCCAUCAUGACGAGAAGAAAGCAGAACUGGAAGGACUUGACCGACAUCACAAAGAAUAUUAUCCUCAUCGCUGAUGAGAAUCUCCGGGCUGGCAAAGAAGGUGGAAAGGCAACAAGAAGUAUGUUUGUCUUCACGGUGAAGAUUGUAACAGAGCUUGCCAACCAACUUUCGUCUCCUGCGUUUGGUGGAGAAAAGAGAUAUUGUGCUUGGGCAAGCGAAACCUUUGCCAAGGUGCUCGAUAAAUGGGGAGCAGCCAAGGGCCUUACGAACAGAAAGAAGACGGAUCCUGGAGCAGCACCAGAAGCAGCACCAGAAGCAGAUGGAGCGUCACCAUCAAAAGAUGCAACCUUGGUUAAGGGUGAGCGUGACGUGACCCAGCUUUCUGGAGCUGUAUAG
Cylindrotheca closterium is the source of this 4872-nucleotide messenger RNA. Lineage: Eukaryota; Bacillariophyta; Bacillariophyceae; Bacillariales; Bacillariaceae. The record is from the annotation of a GenBank genome assembly.